CGGGACGGGUCUCUAACCCCUUGAUGCCAGCGGCCGGCGGGGCUUCCACAUCCUCCCCCAGACCGCGCGAGCUAAUCUGCCCCAGGCGUCGGGGCUCUGCUCGGCUCCCACCGCCCCCUCUCCCGGGCGUCCCCUGCGCGUUCAGGAGGGAGCGCAGCCGGGCAGGUGCGAGCACGCGCCCUGGGGAGGCGGGCUCUGACCUGACGCAACCAUUCCUUCCCCGCAGCAGCUCCCCGAAGGAUACUGCCGUGUUAUUGACAUGAUUUCACACACGGAGGCCUCACAGGUCGUACAGCUAGUAAGAGAGGUGUGGGUUGAAUUGCACUCCUCAAGAGGUUCGUUCAAGUCCUGACUCCCUGCCCGUGAAUGCGACCUUUUUCAGAAACAGGGUCUUUACAGAUGAUUAAGUUAGGUGAGGUCAUUAGAUGGGCCUUAAUCCAAUGACUGGUGUCCUCAUAAGAGAAAACAGACAGGUGGGCACACAGGGAGAAGGCCACGUUAAGAUGGACCCUGGGACAGGAGUGAUGCUGACACAAGCCAAAGAACACCAGGGACUGCCAGCCACCACCAGAAGCUAGGAAGAGGCAAGGCAAGAUUCUUCCCAAGAGCCUGCAGGAGGAGUGUGGCCCUGCAUACUCCUUGCUUUCAUGCUUCCGGCCACCAGAACUGUGAGAGUAAGUCUGUAUUGUUUUGUGGUACUUUAACCCGCGGCCUGAAGGAACCAGCACUUGGGGGCCUGGCGGUCCAGCUCCAAGCAGCAUUGCCACCUGGAGAUAAACAAGAGCUCGUCCUGAGAGCAAAAGCAUCCGGACUGAAUGGAAGUCAGCGUCAGAAAAGGUCCCCUUUCUGUCCCGAAAGUUGUCAAGUGCAUGAGGAUGAAGCAGGCCCCAGAACUGCUGGGCAGUGGCAACGGGAAGGCCGCCAGCUGCGACGUGAACCGCGAGUGCUCCGUGUUCCUGGGCAAAGCCCACCUCUCUGCCAGCCUGCAGGACGGGGUCAUGCACAAGUUCAACGGCCACGAGGCACUGCCCUUUCUUCCCGCGGAGAAGCUGAAAGACCUCACUUCCCGCGUGUUUAAUGGGGAACCUGGUGCUCAUGAUGCCAAACUGCGUUUUGAGUCCCAGGAGGUGAAGGGGGGGAUUGGGACACCACCGAACGCCACCCCUGUCAAAAAUGGCUCUCCGGAGAUUAAGCUGAAAAUCACCAAAACGUACAUGAAUGGGAAACCUCUCUUCGAAUCUUCCAUUUGUGGCGACGGUGCUGCUGCUGUGUCCCAGUUGGAAGAAAAUGGACAAAAAGCAGAAAGCAAGGCGAGGAGGAACAGGAAGAGGAGCAUAAGAUAUGACUCGUUGCUGGAGCAGGGCCUUGUCGAAGCAGCUCUGGUGGCUAGGACCCCGAGUCCCACAGAGAGAAAGAUUCCAGCUAAGAAGGAGCCCCGUCCAAGUACCGGCCGAGACCAAGACCACCUGUUGAAAUACAAUGUUGGCGAUCUGGUGUGGUCCAAAGUGUCCGGUUACCCCUGGUGGCCAUGCAUGGUUUCUGCCGACCCCCUCCUUCACAGCUAUACCAAACUCAAAGGUCAGAAAAAGAGUGCACGCCAGUAUCACGUACAGUUCUUUGGUGAUGCCCCAGAGAGAGCUUGGAUAUUUGAGAAGAGCCUUGUAGCUUUUGAAGGAGAAGGACAGUUUGAAAAAUUAUGCCAGGAAAGUGCCAAGCAGGCACCCACGAAAGCUGAGAAAAUUAAGCUGUUGAAACCUAUUUCAGGGAAAUUGAGGGCCCAGUGGGAAAUGGGCAUCGUUCAAGCAGAAGAAGCUGCAAGCAUGUCAGUAGAGGAGCGGAGAGCCAAGUUCACGUUCCUCUACGUGGGGGACCAGCUCCAUCUGAACCCUCACGCCGCUAAGGGGGCCGGCAUUGCUGUGCAGGCUCUGGGAGCUGCGGCGGGGCCCUCGGGGCGCACUGAAGAAGCUGCCGAGAACCACAAGUCCCUGAGAGAAGGGGACAUGCCUGUCAAGAGAAGGCGGAGAGCCAAGAUGUCUCGCUCUGCCGAGAGCCAAGAGAGUGACCCGGUGAUAGUGAAGACGACACCUCAGAAGCGGGCGGAGGCCGACCCCAAGAGAGGAGUGGGGUCUCCUCCCGGGAGGAAGAAGGCUGCGACCUCUACCCCACGGAGCAGGAAGGGGGAUGCGGCGUCCCAGUUCCUGGUCUUCUGUCAGAAGCACAGGGACGAGGUCGUGGCCGAGCACCCAGAUGCCUCCGGCGAGGAGAUUGAAGAGCUGCUGGGAUCCCAGUGGGACAUGCUCAGCGAGAAGCAGAAGGCGCGCUACCACACCAAGUUCGCCCCCGUGGCCUCCGCCCAGCCUGAGGAAGACUCGGGUUCAUCACUGAAGAGCUUUGGAGAGGCCAAACGUAAAGUGUUUCAAGACUCACCUGGAAGGAGACCGAGGCCCGGAAGUAACUUAAAUGGGAAAAAAAGAACCCACACAAAGAGGACACAGGAUCCCACUGAAGAUGCUGAAGUUGAGGACACGCCCAGAAAAAGGCUCAGGACUGACAAGCAUGGUCUUUGGAAGAGAGAGACGACCUCUGACAAAACAGCCCGGACAAGCUUUUGCAAGGCCAUGGAGGCAGCCUCCACGCUGAAGACCCAGGCAGCAACGAAACAUCUGUCUGACGCGUGCAAACCACUGAAGAAGCGAAGCCGGGCUUCUGCAGCAGCGUCCUCAGCUCUUGCGUUUAGCAAGAGUUCAUCUCCUUCUGCAUCCUUAACUGAGAAUGAGCGUUUAUGGGAGCCACAUCAGUCAAGUUGGAUUUGAACCCAGCUGCCCUGUACUGCACUUAAAAUGCUGUACUAUUCCAGGAUGUCUGCUGCAGGUGGUGCAUCAUCGUACACACCAAGUGACAUUCCUGUCACAGCCAUUUUAUGGAAGAUGUGUGAUAAUCCUUUUAUUGGUAUAAUAAACACAUGCCAUGAAGAAAACAGAUAACAAAUUUUAAGACCAAGGUAAGAUACCCGAUCAAGGCCAUUGACCAAUGACACUCAUCUCAUGAUAGAAACACGCUCGUAUUCCUGUGAUCAGGGUAGAAUCACGUGGGAACGAUGCCCAUCGGUCAGGACUGUCCUGGACUGCGACAAGGACACGGCACUGAAGGGGCUCAUCUUGUUAGGGAUCGUUUUUCUCCUCCAGUUCACAACUAACUGAAUUUUUAUUGAAAAAUGUGAGCAUCUAUACCUUCAAAAACAAAGAACAAACAGCACACAUUAAGAGGGGUCCUUCUCAGCUCUGCUCAUUGCCAGUGGAAUGUAUUCUGUACUGUAGAUACUCAACUGUUUCCAACAUUAAAAGGCAGGAAUAGUUUUGAUUCUGUCAUUUUUACUAAGCAGUUUUACUAGGACACUAGACAGAGUAAAUUUGUAGGAACAAACUACCAUUUGCAGAGUCUUUGGGAUCCAUUUAACUCUGGAUUCAGUGGCCGCUGUGCAGGGGACAGCAUAGUCAGGUUAUUGCAUUGCUCAUAUCACCAGUUGCUUUUGUAGAACAUCAGCCAUCUAUUAAGUGUCUCAGUCUCGGGGACCACCAAUGUCAUGCCCCCGUCCCGCAUGUUUGCAUGGUGAGGAUGGGCCUCGCGGGCCCUUCCGUUCCCAGAGGCAGGGGCAUUGCUGCUCACGUUACCGACAGGAGCAGUUGGGCCAUCCCUAGCAGGCCCUUCCGCUGAGUGUUACCUUUCAUGCAAGUUUCUGACUAAUACUUGUGUUCUAAGCCAUUAAGUAAUGUGAUGCGUGUAAAAGACGUAGGGUGCCUGGAGCUUGGCCAGGACUCAGUGGUUCACUAUUGUGACAGUAAUGGUUAUAACAAUAAAGUAAUAAAAUCACCAUCAUUCCAUUUUUAUCCAAAAGUAUAAAUUUUGUUUGGCAUGAAAAGCUACCUACCCUCUUGACUACAUCCUGCACAUGAGGAUAGAACAGACACUGGGUUUGCUUGAGUGACACCCCGGUAUUGGGCUGGCUAAGGGCUGGGAUAUGUGGCUGGCUAAGCUGUGCUCUUCCUAAAGGAUAUGAAAAAGCUCGGGAGUAAUGUAGGAUUCUGAAAAGGCAAGUCACUAAGUUUAAAAGUGUAAAAAAAAAAAAAAGGUGGUAUAAAAAUGGCCCCAGUUCAAGAAAGAUCCCCGAAAGUAAAGCUUGCCAGAAAGGCCUCUGGCAAGAGUUACGAGGCUUCAUUAGAAAUUAUAGUGAGGUGAAUUCUGGGUGGUGGCCAGCCAGCUACCAGUAUGUGACAGGUGCAUGGGGAGCCAGCCACCAAAUGGUGCUUUCCUCUGUGACCAGGGAGGAAAGGUCUCUCAGCAUGUCUCAAUGGUGUGUCCACAGAACAGCAUAAACUUAGCAUCAGCUGAGCACACGGGUCCGUGGGGAGACAAGGAUGGGGUUAUGCAGUGUUUCUCAAAUUGGGGAGGCAGUGUCCCCCUGGGGACAUUGGGAAGGUGGCCAGGCAGGCACAGGCAGGUGUAGUCAGCAUUGUGCAGUGAGGGGCAGUCCUGGACAGGGCACACUGUCCCACUCCAAAUGCCAGUGGUGGCCCCGCUGAGGGAUCCCCAUGGCUUACCUUAGGGGGUGAGUGGGAAGGGCUCCUGUUCUGAGCGACUCGGGAUGAGUACCAAUGUGUCUGCACGAGUCUCAAAGAUCAUUACGCUACUGAUUUCGUGUGGACUGUCUUCGUGUCCUAAAGAAGUCACGACAGUGGGGAUGCGGAUGCACCCUCAUCCCGAGUCAUUUGAACUGCCUGUCGUUGAGGUGAAUUUUGCUUACGCUCCACAGAAGCAUUGUGGCGAGGCUACCUUCCACACACCUCACGUGUGCCUGGUGAGGGCAGGGUAGCCACGAGAGGCUAGAGAGCAAAACGGGCGUUUGCAGGAGGUGGGAACGUCUGAGUACGCAGAAGUUUAGGUCGCAGCUGUUCUGAAAACGAGAGCAGCACCCUGCGUGCAUAUGCGCCUGCGCAGUGGGGUUCCUGCCCCACCUGCGCGAACAGACACCCAUCUGCCCUGUGCGCGUUUUUUUUUUUCAGCUGAUGCAGAACUUCAGUGUCUGCAGGGGGGACAAACUUCGGUGCAGCUUCAUGUCAGUGGUCUUUGUAGUAUGUCUGUGAUGUCUGCAUCUCCCAACUGAAAAUAACUCCAGUGUCAAAGGGGAUGUUCCUUAAAACCAACAAGGAAGUUUCACAAGGAAGCGAUUUCGGGGACCUCAGGCAGGGGGGCGCCCUGCGUGGCAUGUGGGAUCCUGUCCAUCCAUCAUCCAGGGGCGGGUAGCCUGCUUCUUAGGUGAUGUCUGUGAGGUGCCCCAGCUUUAGAUGUGCCUGAUUCUGUGGUUUUCGUAGGAAGCUUACAUUUAGGUUUAAAUGGAGUGCCCAGGAUGGCCAUUUCCAGAGGUGUAUGGGGUUGGGGACACUUGACAGCUGAGUACAGCAGAGGAGAGGACGGAGGAAACUGACAUCAACUUGAGGAACAAGGUUGAUGCCCCAGGAACAGGGUCUCUGGCCCUGACCCACUUCCCCAAGAUUUGUGACCACAGGUGUGUGACAAUGGCCAGGCUUGAGGGCAGUGCAGAGCCAAUGUUAGCCCGAUGGCAGGCAACUCAUACCUACCGAGAGUCUCGUAGAAAUGUGCUAAGAAGACAAGUGAGAUUGGAAUUGGCAUCUACUUCCAGAACCCAAAGAAGUGCCCUGUGUGGGCUUAAAACAGUGAUUUAAAAAUGUCCUUGAGUGUUGACCCAAAGCCUAAUGUGAGUGGGGGCUGGGCCUGUGUGGUCAUCGUUGUGCUGUUCACCACAUCAGCAGUGGUCUCAGCGUUUUUACCUGGACAGUCCUCCAUCCGUCAGGUCACAUUCAGCAGGAGGAGGGGACCUCGGGGGCUGUUUGUGUACGACAAGGCCUGUUGCCGCUGGCUCCCCUGUGCAGAGGGACCGUGGCUGGAAGGAAGACAGGCUCGCUAUAACUCGGGCAAGUUUAUCUGAUUUCUUUUUCAUUUGAUUUCAAAGUUAACAGGCUUGUGAAACAUAUCUAGCCUCUUAAUAUUAGCUCCUUUUUAAGGUUCUUCUGGCCAAGCAGAGGUUUAUGCAUGGAAUGGCUGACAGCCCUUUUGACUUGGUGUGAAACUGUAGCAUUUUAUGUUUUUAAAAUCAGGAAUUUCAUCACUUGUUUUAAAAAUCUAUAAACAGAAAAGUAAUUGCUGAGGACUGCUGUUUACCUUUCUGAUUGUGAACCUAAAUUAGUCUUGCUGAAAGAAUUAAAAUGUCACUGUCUUGUUAGAAGACAUUUCUCAAAAUGCUGUCAGAUCGGUUGCUACUGGCUUUCUAUUGGCUUUCAAAGUUGAGUUUGGCUUUUUGAAGAAAUAUGCUGACUCCUCUCUAUAUUGUAGGGUUUUGGGUCAGUAAAAGUGGUUUUGAUCCCUUAAGUACUGUUUGUGCUGUUUUCCCUAGAAUAUUAGAAAUUACCACUGGUUUACUUGCCAGUGAUGGGAAACUGACUGUCCUUCGCACUAGAAAAUGAGGUGUGUUGUAUCCAUCAUGUUCCUUGUGCUGUCUGGGGAGGGGCAUGCUCCCUUUGGGGCAUUGUCACCACCGGUGUCCCUCCAGCAGUGCUCAGUGUCACUUUAAGAACACCCCAUCUUGUUAGAUGUCUUUGUAACUAGCUGGUUACACGUUAUACCCACGUGUAUAAUUUUUUCUGGCAUACAUGUAGUUGCUGGGUUUUUGCAUAUAACUUUUAAGCAUAUAUUUUGAAGGGUGCUAACCAUUCAGGCAUACUGUAUCUUCCAGAAAUGACUGAGGUGGCAGUGGGGGUGGCCCGGCCCAGCGACGGGGUCUGCUGAGCCUCAUGCUAACAGAAGCUGCAGAAGCAGCGACUGUAUGUGCAUCGUCGUUGUCUCCAGGUCCGCUCUCGCCAGCCCACUCUAUGGGAAGGCCACGGCUGAGGACACAGUUGGGACACAGUUGGGUUGGUAGGAUCAUUUUAGAGACUCGCUCUGCCUGUGACGAGGGCUGGCUGUGACUCCGGAGCGGCAGCGUAUGGCCUACUCUGCACCGGGCCACCUUGGCUCUCGCGGGCACCUGCUGGGGCUCUGGGGCCACCCAGAAGCACCUGGCGUAGGAGGCUGUGAGCCCAGUGCCAGCUCAGGUGUGUGAGCUGGACGUUUGUUCUCAUGACAGACCCAGACCUGGAGUUCAGGGGCAGCCAGGAAGGUUCUAGUCUAUGUCACCUAGUAGGGCUGCUUUAAUAAAAAUUAGAAACCGUAUUAUCUUAGGUGAUGAAUGACUCAUUUAAAAAUUAUUUGAAACCCACUCGAAUAUUUCACUGUGAUAUUUACUUGGAAGACCUGUCGAGACCAGUCUUGAUUUUAAGUUGAUUAAAUCCGCUGAGCACAGGAUUCUUACCUUCUGUAAACCCAAAACACCAUGUGAAAGUCUUCUAAUUAUCGAGCUAUUUCUUUACAAAAGCGUAACUGAAGCAUGAAAAUGUUGGUUUAUAGAAAUAUUUAUUGUUCAAGGUCUGUAUUUGUAUUUCAAAACUGAUGUAGUAUUCAACUUGUGAAGGGAUUUGUUUUGUCAAAAAAUUAAAAUUUCACUGUGUCACCCCACCCGAGGUGGCCUAGGGGACUGCUUUCCAGUCACAGCAGGGAGGACCUGCCUGGGAUUCGCAUGUCGCCCCUCAUGGCCGCAUCGUUUCUAGAAGUUGGUUCAAGUAUGUUCACCAGGUUACAUUGUGUUCGUGACUGCCAUCUUGCAAACCCCCGUCACGUGUGCUAAGGACGCUGCUUUCCCGUGGAGGAAUGUGUUUCUGAGGCAAAUAGGCGAGUUGAUACUGUCACACUGAGUAGAGAGCAGAGAAAGUGUUUUCAGACACAAGAAAACAUUGAGAAGUCAGGAACUAAGCUGCCUGGGCGCAGCUGUGGUGGAUUCGGGAAGCACCGGGCAAGUUGUGAGCGUCUGUGUCCGCUCAGUCACUCCGCUUUUCUUUUCCAAACGAACCCUAUUGGAUAUGGAAUAGACCGUAGAUGUCGUAGACUGAGAUGUGGGACUGUGUUGGGACCGUACAGGUGACUGUGUGCCUUUCACAAUCUCAUCUCCGAGUAAGUACGGUCACUGGGUGCCCGUGGAGGUGGGGCCGCAGCUGGGGGGGCGGGGGGCGGGGGGCUUGGUGAGCAGAGAGCAGCCGCCUGCCCUCCUUGUCUGUUGAGUUGCUGGGGGUUGAGGGGAGCGGGGAGGAAGGGUGGGUCUGCACUGUGUCUGCAAUGGAUGUACUGUUGUAAGGUCUGUACUCUGUAUGUGUGCCUCAGGGCCCGACCAGGAAACGAGCCUUCUGUGUGUCUUUAACAUUUAUAUUUCCACUCAGAAUGUGUACUCAGUGUUUAUUUCCACAAAACAAACUUUGUUAACUUAGGAAAUAUCGCCAAGUGGAAACGUGCUAACUUUUUCUGUAAAUCUUAAAUAAAAGGUGCUGUUCCUUCCUUUGA
Hipposideros armiger (great roundleaf bat) is the source of this 8502-nucleotide messenger RNA. RefSeq names its product nuclear receptor binding SET domain protein 2 (gene NSD2). The transcript is spliced from 11 exons. Lineage: Eukaryota; Metazoa; Chordata; Mammalia; Chiroptera; Hipposideridae. Gene Ontology annotation, molecular function: histone methyltransferase activity. Gene Ontology annotation, cellular component: nucleus. The coding region runs from base 816 to 2813 and encodes 665 amino acids. The record is from RefSeq and is a predicted model, not a curated record.